UUUGAUUCCUUCUGCCAGAGUGUCUUUGGAAAGAGUUCUGUCUGCACCUCAGGCCUCAUCAAAGAUGCCGUGGAAGUUGAUGUAAGUUUGUUUUCAUCGAGCGACCUGUUUGUAUGCAGUAACUGUUAUAAAUGCUUAAUUUGAUUUAAAAAAAUGAAGAAAAACCUGUAAUCAGUUCAGAAAGAGAUAAAAGAAGAUUACAAGAAAGGGGCAUUUAGAACUUAACGUCUUCACCGAGAUUCGGCUGAAUCGGACUUUUCGAUUGCUGCGUCAAUCGAAAAUACAAUUGUGCAGUGGGGUGCUGCAAAAUCAUUGAAAUUUGAAAGUUUUCGUACCACUUCUACUUCUCCUGGAAAAAGAUGGUGAAAGGUCAUCCGAAGGAAGUGCAGGUCAUUCCAGUCAAAGGGAAAGUAUCUUUUCAGUCAUGCAGGAAAUUCCUGAAACUCCGUCAAAUGGUUUGUUUACCUUGCCCCCUCCUUCAUUUCAUUUGACAUCCACGCCAGUGACAGCCAACUCGCGCUUACAUUCAUCUCUACAAGUGGAGCCAUACAGAAGUUCAGCAGUAAAACUGGCGAUCUUUUAUCAAAGUAAAACAGUCAACAAAUGUUAA
Porites evermanni is the source of this 610-nucleotide messenger RNA. The record is from the annotation of a GenBank genome assembly. Lineage: Eukaryota; Metazoa; Cnidaria; Anthozoa; Scleractinia; Poritidae.